AGCAACUGGCAUCCUCUCGUCACCUCCCACUGCCUCUCUUCGGUGUCAGGCAGCUGCCCUCAUCCCGCCCUGCCCAAAACCACCCACCUCCCCGUCUCGUGGGACCCAGACGAGCACCUGCCUCCCUCCCCCAGCCCCUCCCGCCUACUCUCUCCUGGACAGUGCACCUGCUCUCUGCCCCGCUCCCCAAAACCCUGGGCUUCUGGUCAGCGGGCUCGUUGAUCUAUUUAGCUGGCUAAUACCCAUCUGCUAUGCCCACCCCAAGCAAGAGAGGAAGCACCUGAGAGCAGGGCCUAUUCUGUCCAUCACCCAGUCCCCAGGGCACCAGCACCUUGUACUGAGCCUGUUCUCAGUAAAUAUUGAGUGGCUGCAUGGAUGAAUGGACCCUGGUUUCCUCCUACCCAGGUUUCCUGCAGGGAAAAUAAUUCAAAAACACCCACCUCAAGUGAUAACCCACUGUAGGACUCCACCUGCUUAAGAGCUGGGGUCCCAUGGAUAGAAGGACAGAUAUGUGACAAAGCAAAAAGAGUGAACUGUCAAUGGUAGCAUCUAGGUAGUGGGAAUAUAGGUGUUCCCUGUAAAAGUGUUUCAUUUUUUUUCUGAAUGUUUGAAAAUUUUUCAUAAUAAAACAUAGGGGGCAAAUAUUUGAGGGCCCCUCUGUGGUCUGGGAGGGGAGCAGAGAGGAUGUUGUAUUAAAAAAAGUGGUGAGCACUUUUCCAGGCACUGGGUUUUGGCAAGCAUUGCUCAGCUAGUCCACAUUUGUAUGGCUGUGCCGGUUGCUAAAAUCUGAAAUACUUCCCCACCACUUGGUAAAAUUUGGCUGUCAUUUGGAGUCCUCCCCCAUCCCCCUGAAGACACACUAGUCUCUCUCCUGGGAAGCCCAGAUCUCCCUACCAUCUAAUGACUAAAGAAUUAACACAUGGCACAGCGAGGGGUCCAUUCUGGUCGGUCAGGGUCUCUGCCACACUGGUUAAUAUUUUGAAUAGCACCUCUGGGCUGGAGCCGCCUUGAGCCUUAUCUUCCUCCCUGCCAGAGGCCAGACCAUGAUUUGCUGGCCUCCCGCAUCCUGAGGAUGGCCCAGUUGGAAGACAAGGUCUCUGCAGGCCCCACUGAUGGGGACAGAGGACAUGGGGGGUGUGGCAGAUCCCAGAGCUGCAUGGCCAGGAUGCAGAAGCCCUUCUAGAGCUGUGGCCACCAGGGAGUUUCCUGGUCACAGGACAUGACCCUAACCAGGUCCUGGUGUUGAGGACUGGACCUUCACCAGGGGAAGUCAGUGCCUACCAGAUCCAGAAGCUUCCUGGAGGUGUGUCUCUGGAAUCCUCUAACAUUUGCAUGCCGGACCUGCUCCAUCUCCUGGCCUUCCUAUCGGCCAGCAGGGAUGUUUUGCCCAGAACGCUGCUCUUGCCUCCUCCCACUCUAGGGCCUGGAGACCAACACACAGUUCCUCUGCAGAUUGGCAGCAUCCACCUCAGCACCUCAGGGAGGGUACUUUCCGUGGUGAACAAGCUCCACCUGGAGAUCCACAGAGGGAGGCAAAUGGAGCAGAACCUCCCAGAGGCACCUUCAGAGACGGCAGAAAGACAUGGUCCAGCCCCCAGGAACCCCUCACCUCACCGGGUCUCCUGGGUGGAAGGCCCACUCAGCCCAGAAGUACACCAUCCUGGGCCAGCUUUGCCCAUCCUAGUAGAGGAGGAGGAGGAGGACGGGAUGGAGGAGGAAGAUGACCACUACAAAGAUGAGAAGAAAGGCCCUGAAGAUGUGCUCACCAGUCACAUCCGGGCUCUGGCCAGGGCCCGGAGUAGCUACGUGGCCAAGCAGUUCCGGGGCCUUCGGGCACGUCUCACCUCAGGUGCUAGGGGUCCCCAUCGGCCUGGGGACCCCGCCACAGAGCUGCUUCAGGAUGUGCGGCACCUGCUCACCGACCUCCAGGAUCACUUAGCAAAGGACCCCAAUGUCAGGGCCGUCUUUGGGAGCAGGCAGCCUGGGAAGGAUGAGGAUCUUGGCCCCGCGGUGGAGGCAGCCUUGUGCCAGGCGGUGCUGGCGCCGCUGAAGCCUGCCCUGUGGAGGCGACUCCGCACGCUCAGAGCCCCUGAGCUGCAACGACUUCAGCAGCGACAAAUAGCCCUCCGAGGGGAGGCAGGGCCUGAGGGGCCGCGUCCCGCCCCCGCCUUGCGGAGCCGCAUCCACGCGCGCCUGGCGCACCUCCACGCCGCCUGCGCCCCACGCCGCAAGGUGGCGCUACUGCUGGCGAUGUGCCAUGACGUCUAUGCGGGCCUGGCUGUCGGCGAAAACCAAGAACCCCUGGGGGCCGACGCCUUUCUGCCAGCGCUGACGGAGGAACUCAUCUGGAGUCCCCACAUUGGGGAGACGCAGCUGGAUGUGGAGUUUCUUAUGGAGCUCUUGGAUCCGGACGACCUACGGGGAGAAGCCGGGUACUACGUGACCACGUGGUUUGGGGCGCUGUAUCACAUUGCCCACUACCAGCCGGACGCAGGCCGUGCACCUCAGGGGCUCAGCUCUGAGGCUCGUGCCUCCCUGCGCCAGUGGCACCGCAGGCGGACGCUGCACGGGCAGGGCCAACCCAGAGCCCAGGAUGAUCUGCCCUUUAAGGAACCAUGGGCAAAAGAGACCAUGCCCAGAGACCAAUGAUGAUUAGGGGCUUCAAACCUUUCUGCUCCUCAAGCAAGAUGCAGGAGGCACCUGGGACAGCACUGACUUCUGACCCUUGUGAUUUAAGGGCAGCAAAGUAGAGGGGUUUCCAGAGAAAGGGACCAAGCCCACUUCAGGGCCUUUGCACUGGCUGCUCCUGCUUCUUGGAAUGCCCUUUCCUAAUACCCACACUGCCCCUUUGAAUCUUUAGGCAGAAGUCACCUUCUCUAUGAGGCUCUCCCCUGACACCUGUGCCUAAAACUGCAACUCCUCUUGCUUGACUCUCCCUGUGGUAGGCAGAAUAAUGCCCUCCCCCUCCAGAUGUCCACCUCCUGAUGCCCAGAGUUCAUGAAUAUGUUACCUUCAUGGUAAAAGGGACUCUACAGAUGUGAUCAAAUUGAGGAUCUUGAAAUGGGGAGAUUAUAUUCUUGAUUCAGGUGGGCCCAGUGUCAUUACAAGGGUCCUUCUAGGAGUGUCAGAGGCAGAGGAAGAGGUUGAUGACGCAGCAGAAGUCAGGGUGAUGUGUUCUGUAGCCAGAGAAUGCAGACACCCUCUAGAAGCAGAACACAAGGGAUGAAUUUUGCCUUAGAACCUCCCUUGAUUUUGGGCCCCAGGAGUUCAGCCUUUGAUUUUAGGCCACCAAGAGCUAUUUUGGACUUCUGACCUUUAAAACUACAAGAUAAUAAAUUUGUGUCUUUUU
This is a messenger RNA of Manis pentadactyla (Chinese pangolin), 3349 nucleotides long. RefSeq names its product Ras and Rab interactor like (gene RINL). Gene Ontology annotation, biological process: vesicle-mediated transport. Gene Ontology annotation, molecular function: guanyl-nucleotide exchange factor activity; small GTPase binding. The transcript has 11 exons. Gene Ontology annotation, cellular component: cytosol; endocytic vesicle. Bases 1333 to 2649 code for a protein of 438 amino acids. Lineage: Eukaryota; Metazoa; Chordata; Mammalia; Pholidota; Manidae. The record is from RefSeq and is a predicted model, not a curated record.